Coffea arabica (coffee) is the source of this 2239-nucleotide messenger RNA. Its product is annotated as dammarenediol 12-hydroxylase-like. NCBI's taxonomy places the organism in Eukaryota, Viridiplantae, Streptophyta, Magnoliopsida, Gentianales, Rubiaceae. Gene Ontology annotation, biological process: sterol metabolic process. The record is from RefSeq and is a predicted model, not a curated record. Gene Ontology annotation, molecular function: iron ion binding; heme binding; oxidoreductase activity, acting on paired donors, with incorporation or reduction of molecular oxygen.
ACAGGGGUGUCCGGAACCAUUGGGUCCGACUAAUUCCCUGUGUCUGUGAGAGCCCCGCCCCAAGGUUCACAGCGCGUUAGCUCUCCCGGGGGUCGAUCCAGUGACCUGCCCCUAAAGAGGGGACUACGGAAACCAGUCGAUCUGCCCGGGGGGCUGCAACAGGCUACUUGAGUGGACUGAUUUGAAGUUCAAAAACAGAACAACAUCUUUCAAAUCUCCAGUUAUCUAUUUUGACUUCACUGAUUUGAAACCUCCAGUGAUAUGUUCAUCUACAAGUUAGCUGGAACCACCAUGAAUGCAGCUAGGAUCUUUCUUCGUUUCCAAGAUUUAUCAUACAAGGGUUUUAAUCUGCAGUGAGAAACUUCAUUCCAGGUCUUAGAGAGGUUCUUUUCUUUCCCUCUUCUUUGAUGAUCUAAUAUACGUUUCUCAUCUUGGAGAACAAAGAAUCAGCAAGUAUCCUAUCAAGGCAAUGGAAUUAUCACAGAUUUUUUUGCUUAUUUUGUCGCUGGUUCUUUUUGUAUAUCUGUAUAUUUGUAACCUCAGUCUGAGAGAUAAAUCUCUUGUUGCAAUCGGCAAAUUUGCUUUUAAAAACCCAAGGCUUCCACCAGGCAGAACAGGCUGGCCUCUUGUAGGUGAAACUUUGGAGUAUUUCUCCAAAAUUCAACAGGGUGUCCUUGAAAAGUUUGUAACAGAGCGGAGGAACAAGUACUCCUCCAAGAUUUUCAGGACAUCAUUGAUAGGUUACCCCAUGGCUAUCUUAUGUGAUGCUGAGGGAAACAAAUUUCUGUUCUCUAAUGAGAAUAAAUUUGUCAAGCAUUGGUGGCCAAGCACAAUUGACAAGCUCUUUCCCAAGUCAAAUAAUAAGCCUAACACUGAGCACACAAAAGCGUUGCAUAAACUCCUGACUUUCAUUCUCAAGAAAGAUGUUUUACGAGCAUAUGUUGGUGUCAUGGAUGCAAUAAUGAAGCAGCAUUUGCAGAUCUAUGCCGAGUGCAAACUAGUGAAGAUUGGUGAUAUGGCGAAAACGUACAUAUUCAAAUUGGCAUGCAUUACAUUCUUAGGCAUCGACAAUCAGGGAAAGAUUGAUGAGCUUGAAAAGGGUAUAAAAGAGAUAGCAACUGGUCUUCAUUCAAUGCCAUUAAAUUUUCCAGGAACAGCUUUGAAUCGUGCCAUCAAAACAUCGAAGCUGAUGCGGGAAGAGUUUGAGUCAAUGAUUAGGCAAAGAAAGGUUGAUCUUUCGGUGCAUAGUUCAUCUUCAGCAAAGGACUUCGUGUCACACAUGCUUUUAGCAACAGAUGAUGGUGGCCAGUUUUACAGCGAAGCCGACAUAGCUUGCAUUUUAGUAGGUUUAUUGCAAGGUUCCUACACAACCGUUCACAACACAAUUACUAACAUCAUGAUGUAUCUUACAGAGUUUUCUGAUGUUUAUAACUCGGUCCUAAGAGAGCAAAAAGAAAUUGCAGAUCUAAAGGAGCCAAAUAACAUAUUAUGUUGGGAGGAUUUGAAGAAGAUGAAGUAUUCAUGGCAAGUUGCAUGCGAAGUUUUGAGACUAAAACCACCAGUACAUGGGGCAUUCAAAGAAGCUAUCACUGACUUCAACUAUGCAGGAUAUACAAUUCCAAAAGGAUGGAAGAUUCAUUGGAUCGCACACGCCACACACAAAAACCCUGAAUACUUUCCUGACCCUGAUAAGUUUGAUCCAUCAAGAUUUCAAGGUGAUGGUCCAGCUUCUUACAGUUUUGUCCCAUUUGGGGGUGGAGCACAUAUGUGCCCUGGAACCGAGUAUGCAAGACUUGCAAUACUCAUUUUUCUGCAUAAUGUGGUGAACAAGUAUAGAUGGGAAAAACAAAUUCCUGAUGAGAAAGUACUACAUUAUCCAUACCCAAGACCGGCUCAUGGACUUCCAGUUCACCUUUAUCCUCACAAGCCUUAAAUUGUCCGUAACUGUUCUUAUUUGAUUGUCCAUUUCCUUUCUUCUCUUUCUUUUUUCUUUCCCUCUCGGCUCAGAAAGUGAGAUGUAAAGGGCCAGUUGUUACCCCAAGAAGGCAUUAACUACACUUAAUUCUUGUCUUUUCUUGAUCUGUAGGAUGCAUAUCUAGCAACUAGCAACUAGCAACUCAAUAGUCGUUACUUGUCAAUCCACUGUCUCCUUUUGUACAAUCAUGAGUUUGACCCUUCAGCACAACCGUCAGCUUACGGAAUAAUUAAAUGUUUUGUGAAUGCUGAUAAAAAUUGGAAG